AUGCUCGCGUCACCUGAAGCUACCGAAGAGGAGCGGCACGCCGCGGCGCACGCAUUGCAACUGUUGGUGUGCCGCGAAGGGAAGGAAAACCUGGAGUGCCCAGGCGCCAUCCUCGACACGCCUGAGCCGGCCGCGGCAGCCUCGGCUGCGCGGCUGCUUGCAGGGGCCGGGUGCAUCGGGGCGUCGCCAGCCCUGCGGGUGCUUGAGGUCCUGGCGGGCGACCCCGCCUCGCAAGCGGCAGCCGUGGGGGCGCUGGAGGCGGAGGUGGGCCGCGGCUCGCGGGUGCUCGAGACUCUGGCUUGGGCGCAAGGUGGCUUGCCCUUAGAAGCACACGGGAAAAGCGCCAAUCAAGAGGAGCGCUGUGAAGGCGGCGCCAGCCGCGGCCGCAGCGGCAGCAGCGACACCAGCCGCAGCAGCGCCGGCGACAGCGACGAGCCCGACGGGAGCGAGGACGCCCCGGACCCCCCGACCCGCCGCGCCGCCGCCUGCGUCGCCGCGCUGCUGGCUGAGCACUCUGACUCCGCCCAGCUGUGCGCCGCGCCCGGCCUGCUGCGCGGCCUGUGCGGCCUGCUGCGCCCUGGGCCCAAUGUGGAAGAGCUGCGGGCCUGCGGCGCCGCGGCGGCGGCGUUGGAGCAUCUGGUUCGCCGCGGCUGCGGCGCAGCGGUUGGUCCUUUCCUACGCGGCGAGCGGCCGCAGCUGGCCGAGGCUGAGCCACGGCCUGGGGACUCCUCCGCGCGGCUGCCGUUGUCCGCACCGCAGCCGGCGCUGCUGCAGGGGCAGCAGCAGCAACCGCCGCAGCACCAGCAGCAGCAGCAGCAGCAGCAGCAGCUGGCGCCUGUAGCGACGGCCCGUGCCUGCGCGGCCUGCGGCAAGACUGAGCAGGCGGGCGUCACGAGGCUCCGGCAGUGCGCCGGCUGCCACGCCACCAGGUACUGCAGCACUGAGUGUGCGCGGCAGCACUGGAAGGCCGGCGGACACAGGGCAGAGUGCACCCGGCUGCAGCGAGAGCAGGCGCGGCAAGCGGCAUGCGGCGCGGCGCCAUGCGAUGCCUGUCCUGGGACGCAGGGCCCUGCCGCGACAGCAAAUGGCGUCCAGUAG
Monoraphidium neglectum is the source of this 1098-nucleotide messenger RNA. RefSeq lists its product as hypothetical. Bases 1 to 1098 code for a protein of 365 amino acids. The transcript is spliced from 4 exons. Lineage: Eukaryota; Viridiplantae; Chlorophyta; Chlorophyceae; Sphaeropleales; Selenastraceae. The record is from RefSeq and is a predicted model, not a curated record.